Messenger RNA from Alternaria alternata, 2184 nucleotides. RefSeq names its product asparaginyl-tRNA synthetase. NCBI's taxonomy places the organism in Eukaryota, Fungi, Ascomycota, Dothideomycetes, Pleosporales, Pleosporaceae. Gene Ontology annotation, molecular function: nucleic acid binding; ATP binding; asparagine-tRNA ligase activity. The transcript is spliced from 2 exons. Gene Ontology annotation, biological process: asparaginyl-tRNA aminoacylation. Gene Ontology annotation, cellular component: cytoplasm. The coding region runs from base 332 to 2059 and encodes 575 amino acids. The record is from RefSeq and is a predicted model, not a curated record.
GAUGGCGUGAGACGCGUGAGUUGUCGGCUUAUGCCGAAGCGUUAUGUCCUAUGCAAGCAGCAAGUCAAGAUUAGAGAUUUGUUCUCGAGCCGAACAGAUAGGCGAAAUUUGGCGUCUGGAAAUAUACAUAGACGGCAUUGAUAUGACAUUUCACCGACAGAUAAGGAGGCGGCAUUGGGAGUGUGAGUCUUAUCGAUACAUUAUGCGCUUCACAUGGGCGCGCACGGAGCAUUGUUGGAGGGGUUCUUGACUCACCCCGCGACCACUCAAGAUAUUUCGGAGCGCGACAACGACCCAUUGAACACGACUCGAAUCUGCAAAUACCGCAAUCAUGGCCGAGGCUACCUACUACAUCGAUGAAGAUGUCGGUCACGAUAUCCCAGAACAAACCGGCGACGAAUCACUUCCCUACAAGUCACUCGGAUACGCUGUCCUCACGCGCGGCGAGACGGCAAAGUUCCUUACACGCAAGAGCGUCACCGGCGAGGUCGCAGAGGGUGCGGAUGCGACAUCGAGGCUAGAGUGGAAGGAAGCCGCAAAGUCGGCCAUGAAAAAGGCAGUCAACUACGCCAAAACACAGAAGAAGAAGCAGGAGAAGGACCAACAACUACUUGCCCAGCGCAUGAAGGAGGAGCAUGAUCGCAACAAGGUACUGGACGAAGCCAAGAAGAUUGUCUUGGAAGAGGACAAGAGCUUGCCUGCGCCCAUCAGGAUCAAGCUCGACGACACCGACUCGAAGAAGAUCACACUAGGAGAUGGCAAGGAUACAAAGGGUACACGAGUACGCGUUUUCGGCCGUGUCCAUCGUGAGCGAAGACAAAAGGACGUCAUGUUCGUUACACUAAGAGACGGCUACGGUCAGAUGCAGCUCAUCUUCACCGGCAAGCUGGCAAAGACCUACGAUGCCCUCACUUUGACCCGCGAGACCAGCAUGGAGGUCUUCGGAGAGCUGAGGAAGAUCCCCGAGGGCGCACACGCACCCAACAACCGCGAACUACACGUCGACUACUACAAGAUCCACGACGGAUGGAAGGCUGCGGGUGGCGACGAUGCCAUCACCAACAGGGUAUCAAAGGACACUGAGCACGCGACACUGUUGGAUCUGCGACAUCUCACCAUGCGCGGAGAGACGGCAUCCAAGGUCUUGAUCGUCCGUGAUGCUGUCGAGUUUGCGUUCAACCAGGUCUACAAGGAACUUCGGUUACGCAAGGUCAGCCCGCCAGCGCUCGUCCAAACCCAGGUUGAGGGUGGUUCUACGCUUUUCAAGUUCGGCUACUACAACGAGGAAGCAUACCUCACCCAGUCGUCUCAACUAUACCUUGAGACUUGUUUGCCAUCUAUGGGUGACGUCUACUGUAUUGAGAAAUCUUUCCGUGCAGAGAAGUCACUGACACGUCGCCAUUUGGCUGAGUACACACACGUCGAAGCCGAGCUCGACUACAUCAACUUUGAUGAUCUACUGAACCACCUGGAGGAGGUCAUGUGCCGUGUCCUUGAAGUCACCAUGUCCGACCCUGUCAUCAAGCAAUACAUCAUGGACCUUAACCCCGAGUUCCAAGUACCAGAGCGGCCUUUCAAGCGCAUGAAGUACCAAGACGCCAUCGACUGGCUCGUCGAGAACGGGAUCCCCAAUGAAGAUGGCGAGCCGCACAAAUUCGGUGACGAUAUCGCCGAGGCUGCUGAGCGUCGCAUGACAGAUAUCAUCAACAAGCCUAUUUUCCUGACUCACUUCCCCGCCGAGAUCAAGGCUUUCUACAUGCUGAAGGACAAGGACGAUGCUAGGGUUACCGAGAGUGUAGAUUGCUUGAUGCCUGGUGUCGGUGAAAUCGUUGGUGGCAGCAUGAGGAUGGACAACUAUGAUGAGUUGAUGGCUGCAUACGGAAGGGAAGGUAUCGAUCCUGCGGCGUACUACUGGUACACUGACCAGAGGAAGUACGGUUCUUCUCCCCACGGCGGUUACGGUCUUGGUCUUGAGCGCUUCCUCGCCUGGCUCUGCAAGCAGCACACCGUCCGCGACUGCUGCCUGUACCCUCGCUACUUCGGUCGUUGCAAGCCUUGAGCGUAAGCCACACGAAUUUUAGCUUCACGUGACGUUGUCCCGUAGCCCUUGCUACAGAACGAGAUGAGAUAUGAGUUGAUUCGCGUGAUGCGGUUCCAGAAUAGUCAAGCUACCGCUUUGCCAGU